Molecule: messenger RNA, 3603 nt
Organism: Aspergillus puulaauensis
Lineage: Eukaryota; Fungi; Ascomycota; Eurotiomycetes; Eurotiales; Aspergillaceae
Exons: 4
Coding region: 1-3603 (1200 amino acids)
Cellular component (GO): HDA1 complex
Source: RefSeq, a predicted model, not a curated record
AUGCGCAGCAAGCGGAAAGCAUCGCAAGUGUUUACAACAGCGUCACCCACCAAGCGAAGAGUGCAGUGGAACCACAACUACGUCGUCACCUCCAGCGACGAAGAGGACGCAAGCUCAGACGAUAUUGAAGACGACUCUUCAGACGAAGAGUGGGAAAUUAAGGGUAUUCAGGACGAAAAUCAAUCAGAAUACUUGAUUGAUUGGGUAGGACCUUAUACGCCGACUUGGGAACCGAAAGAAAACGCCAGUGAGUUUGCGAUACAGGUUUGGGAGGAAAAGAAGAGGAAAGCACGACUUGUUUCGGAGUGUUCCUCGGUCCAACCACCUUCGUCGCAAUCGCAAUCACAAUUGCAGCCCCAUAUCUCAGUCUCUAACCAACGCGCCGAGACUCCUGAACAAGAGCUUGCAUUGCAACAACACUUGGACUCUCCGUUGUUUGUUCCGCUCGACACCGUGUCGGGGGCGCAAUCCCAAAACACCAACGAAACCCCACCAUCAAACUUAACUACUGGGAGCGCUAGUCGACCAGCAAAUACAAAGGCUCCAACAUCGGGAAAUUGUGAUAACGUGUUUGAUUACUAUCCGAGAGCGCCUAUUCCGUCGGAAUACUGCCUCCCCGGCGAAUUUGAAGAGCAGCGCGGUUCAGUAACGCAGCACGAAGCUACUACUGGCACAGUGCCCACACCGGAGACCUGGAAUCCGCACCGGACGGAGGAAACUUCCGAUCAUCUUGGGAUAUUUCGACAGACCACGGUUGUGCAGGCUACUCUUCGAUCAGAAAUCCCGGAAACGCCCUCUAUCCCAUUUGCCUUGUCACAGAGCCAAGCCCCGCGGGUAGGCGGUCGAUCAGGGAUAUCUGGCUCGCAAAAAUCGGCUGGUUUAACCGAACUCCCAUUAAGCAAUCUCUCUCUAGAUUACCUAUCCAAUCCGCAUACAUCAGCAGGAAGCCCGAACCCUGCUUUUAAUACUAAUUCUGGCCCCCGACGUGUGUAUCCCCCCUCCAUACAUACAGCUUCUGUACCAGAAUCGGGUCCUGCGAACACGUUACAGCCUUUGAGUACUCUACCUUCACCUACCUAUACCGUGCAAGCAUCCAGCAACACCGUCGGCGUCUCUCAACUUGCACUCGCGCGACAAUCAUCCGCAACACGGAGGUUGUCGCCCUCAGAUAGCCAAUCUCGCCUUCCCCAGCGUACCAUUGGUGGUACGGGCUUUGUACCGAUCCCCAGCACUCCGAAUAGAGGCUUCGUACGCCCUCAUUUCCCACGCACAUCUGAUACGAUGGAUGAUCAAAUCCAGAAAGACGAAGGGGAUUCUCUAGCCCAAGCCAUGGAGAAAUAUAGCCACAUGGAAGGUUCGACACCGCGAGAAAAGAUCAUGAACUUGCAUGCUAGGUUCCGUGAGAAGAGUGCAUUUGAGUCCAUGCAAAAUGACCCGAGUGCGACUCCAUCCUCAGUCGGGGAUAUCGAGGCGUCUGAGCCGCCCUCCAUACCCGAAACAGUUGCGCCCCUCAGUGUUAGGGUGGAUAAGGAGCCCUCACACGCAGAUCUUACCAAAGAAUCAGUGCCCGAAACAACCCUUGACGAGGCAGAGGCUCAGGAACAUGAGCACGAUAACAUCCAGACCGUUCACCCCAGCGCGUUGUCAAUAAGCCACACAGAGGAGAAAUCUCCAGGAUCUCUCCAUCUUGGCCCUUCCGAGUUUGCUGUGCCCCUUCCGAUGGAUUCACGAGUGAAGGAUGACUAUGAACGAAUACUUUUGACGGAUUCGGAAAAUGCUCUGGGGCUCAUUGGCGUUGACAAGUCACAGGGAGCCGAAGAAUCUGAGCAGGAGCCGGUUAUAUCCUUGCUGCAGCAAGUACUGGAACGAUUGAGCAACGCGGCGACCCAUCCUGAUAUAAAUGUUGCACAACAUAUGAAAGACGCCGAAUCGAAACUUGAACAGGAAGCUGCUUGGGCAGAAUAUUCAAGUGCAAAAUUCUUGCUGCUAAACUACCUUAUUAAAGCAGCAGGUGACCAUGAUAUCCAUUUGGUAAUUAUGGUCCGUGGCGAAAAAGCGCAGAGGGUUGUUGAACGCUAUCUUAACGGCAAAGGAUUCAAAUACACACGCUCACGAGAGGAGAUGGGCAGCGGCACCAACGCGGAGGUUUCUAUGGCAAAGGGUUCUCUGAGUUUUGGAGUCCAAGCAGCCCGGAGUGAAGGUAUCGUGGAAACAUACAAAGCUCCGUCGGCAUUGAUUGCGCUUGACUCCUCAUUAAAUAUCAACAACCCCUCUGUGGAGCAUAUGCGCACGACAUUUGCUCGCAAUGGACACCUGCUACCGGUUAUUCGACUCAUGGUCGCCAACUCAAGCGAACAUGUUGAACUAUGUUUUCCCGGCCCUUCAACAACAGAGCACCUUUCUAUGCUCAUCCAGUAUUCACUAGAACUUCGCGAUAUUGUGGGGGAUCUUCAGGAUGAUGCCCUAGGUGUACACGAGGAUGCGAAUGAAAUCAUGACAUGUCUGCUUUCUGACAAUUUCAAUGCAUUUUGGUCGCUACCUUCAGUUGAGCCUCUGCGCGAAGCGCACUUGGAUGGGCCCGCUAAAUCCGAAACGCCUAUCCAAUCUGACGUUGAAAAUGCCAAACCCGCUAACCCCCAGGCCCAAAAACGCUUAUUUGCCGAGGAGUCUAUUGAACCCAGCUCUAAAAGGCCAAGAAUGGAUGAGUCCCAAGAUACGAGUCAAUUCACCGACAGUUCGAAGGGAGCAUCACAAACAUUAGAAAGCCAAAUACAGUUUUUGGAGAAAAGCAUGGUGCAAAAGCAAGGUGAGGAUGCGGCUUCCCUUGAGGCGCUUCAGAAAGCACUAGCUGCAGCUGAGUAUCGCCUACAAGAGAGAGAGAAAAUUCUGGGAUCGCUGCAGCAUCGUUAUGAAUCUCGAACGAAUGAUCUACAUAAGAUUCGACAGGAACGUGACAGGCUGCUUGAAACCAAGUCAGCAUCCGAACAAAGAGUGGAGAAACAGAAAGAAGAUAUCACAAAGCUGAAGGACGAACGUAGUCAACUGAAGCUAGACUUGGAACAAGCACGAGAAGCCCUUAAAAAUGGCGGAGGUGAUAUCGCCGAAUUGGAAAAGGCAAGGGAGGAAACUCGCCGUCUUGCAAAAGAGAAUGCAAGUUUGGAGCGAAAAGCCGACUUCGCCAACAAGCAGGCCGAAUACACUCGAGAGCAAUACCAAACAGCCUCCAACGUCGCCGCCCAGUCUGGGAACGAACUCCGCCAGCUCAAGGAAGAAAACGAGGCGCUCACUCGCAAGGUUGCUGGUGAAGCAUCCCGGUUACGAGAAAUGAACCUAAAGAACGAUGAAAGCCACCAUCUAUCCCGUAUCGCCGAACUAGAAGCAUUAUUGUCAUCGCGCGAGUACCUGCUUCACAAGAAAGAGGACGAGCUCCGCGAAAUCCGCAAAAACCGGCCAUCCACUCGCUCAACGAGCACCCAGCCCAGAAGCCCAAAAUUGACUGCGGGAAAUCACAGCCGCCCGACAAGCCCGGGCCUAAACAACAAUGGCUCAAAUUUCCCGGGUCGUGGCAGCGCGCUCAGAUUCAGCUCUGAGAUGUCUUUAUGA